GAGCGAGAAACAGAGACAGAGGCAGAGUCGGAGACAAAGAGUGUCAGACAGAAAUACAGAAUAAAAGCACAGCAUGUGAAGUUUUGGUAGAUAUAAUUCACUCUGCAGCGGACACCCCACGUCGACAUUUUCCUCUGAAGCAAAGAAAUGAGUAUCUUUCAAAUUCCACCUUUCCAUCUUACCACUGUCCCAUUCCCCCCAACAGAAACACAUCCCAUAAUACAGUAUAUUAUCAACAACAACCUCAAGAAGCUCAAAAAAUUACUUAAGGACAACAACAUUAAUGACGUUUACCCAUGCAGAGAGCAUAAUGACUAUAUAACCCCGUUGAUUGCUGCUGUUGUAAAUCAGAGGGAGGACAUCUGUGCAUUUCUUUUGCAACAAGGUGCAGACCCAAACAAGGCUUCCCAAAAAGGUUUUACACCUUUGCAUUAUGUCUCAAUAUCCAAAGCAUCACUCCUUUUUGUGGAGAAACUGCUUGAAGCAAAAGCUAAUCCAAAUGGAUCAAAUCCAAUACAGCUACUCACACCACUGCAAGCUGCUGCCAUCAGUGACCGGGAUGAUGUCAUGAAAGUGCUCAUAUCUGCUGGUGCACCGAUACAAUUUGUGCCUUUUAUUGAUCCCGAACAUAAUAUUCACGAUGAAAAAAUAUCUCAGAUGGUUCAUAACCUUGCAUUGCAUGGAGAUCAAUUUUGCUCCAAGAUCAGAUAUUUCUUGGAUGUGGUAAUUGCUGUGCAACAGAAAUCCAUUAAAGAAGUGUUCAAAACUUUUCACAGUCACAUGCUGCUGGAGGAACCUCAGACCCAUCUGACCAUGAUUGAAAUACUUUUUAAUGUAACUGGGUCAGAUGCAGAAAAAUACCGCCAGGGAUGUAUUAAAUGGCUGAAGGACACUGGAAAUCUGAACUCCUACAUUGCAGGUGCAGUCAGUCGUUUCCCAAACAUUCCCCAGGAUUAUGUCAUUCAGGCAAUUUCCAGUUUACAUACAGUUUUCUGCACAGUGGAAGACAUACCAAAUGAGCAGGCUUUGGCUAUAAUCCCCCAUCUACUGAAACAGCUUGGCUCAAAAAAGAGACAUGAUACAUGUCAACUUGCUCUGCAAACACUAUAUGUGAUAACACAGAAGACAAAAGACACAAAUGGCUGGGAUCCCAACUUUGUUGAGAAGUUAUGCCAAACACUUGCUCCUUUUAUAAAGGACCAGCACUCCUCUGACAUCAGAGUCUUCACAUACGGCAUAUUUGCAAACUUACUGUCAGUUAAACAUGUGGCCAACAUCUUUACAUCAGUGGGGAUAACUUCAGUACCUGAGGACAUACUGACAUCUGCAGACAUGAAAAUGAAUGACAAGCUGAAAGAGGUGCUCAGACGACUGAAAGAUCAUUUUAGCAAACCAAACUCAGAAUGUGAAGACUCUAAACCAUCACCUGGAUCCAAGAGAAAGAAGAAAAAGAAGAAGAAAAACAAGGAAAAGUCAGAAAAGCAAGAAAAACCAAUCGAUGAAGUUUGCAAUGGCACAAUUGAUCUUACAGCAACUCCUAUCAUGGAGUCAACUUUGAAUAUGCAGCCAUUCCACAUGAACACCACCAUGUCAUCAGUAAAACACAAAUGGGAAGAAAUCAGCAAGAGAGAAGGAAGGUGGAGAGAACAAUUAGAAAAACUUCUGAGCACUGAUGAAAGUAAAGUCACCAGAGUUGGGAGCAUGAUUUAUGUGAACGAUGCAGAGUUCCGCAUAGCGAAGGGAAGUGAUGGCACUGAAGUUUUCAUGGGGCUGAGAGAUGACGGCACUGAAGUUGCUAUUAAGAGAAUGUCCAAAUGCAACUAUCAGGAGCUGAAGAAUGAGGAAGGAUUCCUGCGACUUCCAGAGCUGGAUCAUCCAUCUAUUGUACGAUACAUUGACUUUGCAGAGGAUGAAAACUUUGGAUAUCUUGGUCUUCAACUGUGUGAAUACACCCUGGAAGAAUACAUUAAGAAAAAAGAUGGUGGUCUGCUGAUAAAGAAACUUAUUUAUGAGGUUCUUGAGAGUUUAAAGGUGCUUCAUUGUCAAAGUCCUCCAAUUCUCCACCGGGAUCUCAAACCACAGAAUGUUUUGAUUGAUGUUAACAGAAGGGCAAGAUUAGCUGAUUUUGGCAUAAGCAGACGGUUACCCAUGGGACAAACAACUCUACGCACAGGCAGUGCAGGAACAAAAUGCUGGAUGGCCAAGGAGACUUUAGAAGGAAGACCUGACACACCAUACAAGUGGAGCACUGACAUACAGGUGGCAGGGAUGCUGGUUUAUUAUAUCCUCUCUAGAGGACACCAUCCUUUUGGUGACAUACCCUUUGAAUGUGAGUACAACAUUCAUAAAGGGAGCUACACUUUAGACCAUGUGCAAGAUGUGGUGGCAAAGGAUCUCAUUGAGUGGAUGAUCAAUAAAGAACCAAAGAGCAGACCUAAGGUGGAAGAAUGCUUGAGUCAUCCCUUCUUCUGGACCGAUGACAGGUAGAAAUACUUUUAUUAUGACCAAUUCAUUCAGAUUAAUGAAACUGUUUUGCUUUUCUUUAUGCGUAUGUUCAAGUUUUGUAGCUAACGUGGGGUUAACAAGACUUUGUGUUUAAAGCCAAGAU
Molecule: messenger RNA, 2608 nt
Organism: Epinephelus moara (kelp grouper)
Lineage: Eukaryota; Metazoa; Chordata; Actinopteri; Perciformes; Serranidae
Exons: 4
Coding region: 148-2487 (779 amino acids)
Biological process (GO): IRE1-mediated unfolded protein response; protein phosphorylation; intrinsic apoptotic signaling pathway in response to endoplasmic reticulum stress
Cellular component (GO): IRE1-TRAF2-ASK1 complex
Molecular function (GO): ATP binding; protein serine/threonine kinase activity; RNA endonuclease activity
Source: RefSeq, a predicted model, not a curated record